GCUGCAGGGGAGUCACAGAGCAGCUAUCCACGUGAUCCUACGGAUGCGCUACUUUGUCGCUAAGAAGAAAUUCCAGCAAGCACGUAAGCCCUAUGAUGUGCGAGACGUGAUCGAGCAGUAUUCCCAAGGACACCUGAAUCUCAUGGUGCGCAUCAAGGAGCUACAGAGGAGACUGGACCAGUCUCUAGGGAAGCUGACCCUGUUCCAGACUAGCUCAGACAAAGCCAAAGACAAAGGCACCAACACCAUCGGCUCCAGACUCAACAGGAUGGAGGACAAGAUACAACGCAUGGACCAGACACUCAACCAAAUCGCAGAGUCCCUUACCCAGCUGUUGUCUGGGACAAGCCAGGGGGACAUGGGGGGAGCACAGGGGCAAGGUAGGAGGAGGUCACAGGGUGGGGCAGGUGUCCCCAGCCAGGAUAGCCUACCCAGCUACGAGCAGCUCUCCACCUCGACCCUCCAUCCACCCCUCAACCCCAGCCUCAGCCAAGACAAGAGCUCCUGAAUCGACCCUUCAUCCACCCCUCAACCCCAGCCUCAGCCAGGACAAGAGCUCCUGAAUCCACCAUCCAUCCACCCCUCAACCCCAGCCUCAGCCAGGACAAGAGCUCCUGAAUCGAC
Oncorhynchus tshawytscha (Chinook salmon) is the source of this 624-nucleotide messenger RNA. RefSeq names its product potassium voltage-gated channel, KQT-like subfamily, member 1.1 (gene kcnq1.1). Lineage: Eukaryota; Metazoa; Chordata; Actinopteri; Salmoniformes; Salmonidae. Gene Ontology annotation, biological process: potassium ion transport. Gene Ontology annotation, cellular component: voltage-gated potassium channel complex; membrane. Gene Ontology annotation, molecular function: voltage-gated potassium channel activity. The record is from RefSeq and is a predicted model, not a curated record.